Molecule: messenger RNA, 327 nt
Organism: Dovyalis caffra
Lineage: Eukaryota; Viridiplantae; Streptophyta; Magnoliopsida; Malpighiales; Salicaceae
Source: the annotation of a GenBank genome assembly
AUGGAGCCCACUGAAAUCUGUGAGCUUAGAUUAGCAGAGAGCUCAGAGGAAAUUGCCAUAAAAUGCGUUGUCUUGAUUGUAACAUCAUUGGAUGAGAUUGAAAUGUUCUCAUCCAACGGCGUGUACAGGCGACGGCAUUUAAGUGAAGUGGCUGUGGUCAGCACUAGUGAUGAGCAUUCGGUUAAACGAAGUAAGAAGACCGGACUGGCGAUGGCGGACUCUAGUCCGGUGGUCGUGGGCGUAACCGUAAAAGGCAAAAGCACUAGAAGGCGAUCAAGGCAUCGCCGCAUUAGGCAAAACCAAGUGCAGCAAAUAUGGACGGAUUAA